Messenger RNA from Gossypium raimondii (Peruvian cotton), 2895 nucleotides. RefSeq names its product pentatricopeptide repeat-containing protein At1g62930, chloroplastic. Lineage: Eukaryota; Viridiplantae; Streptophyta; Magnoliopsida; Malvales; Malvaceae. Bases 163 to 1932 code for a protein of 589 amino acids. The record is from RefSeq and is a predicted model, not a curated record. The transcript has 2 exons. Gene Ontology annotation, molecular function: protein binding.
UAUGGUGACUAAUUGUGUAGUUUCCCCAUACCAAAUGAUUCCUUAACCAGUCGAAACGGCAAAACUCGUCCUCCCAUUCUCCUCUCUGGCUCUCCUGUACUGUUAAUGGUGGUUUCAUUUGAAGCUUAGCCCUUAUUCUUUCAUUUUGCUGGUUUUCUAGAUAUGGGUAAGUUCAAUUCUUCAUUAUUUCUUCGUUCAUUUGUUACUGAUGGAAGGAAUCUUUCUAGUUUACACUCUUCUUUUUCUUGCUCUUUUAACACCAUUGGUACCCACAUCGAAGCUUUAAGUAAGAAUUCAAUGUCUGUAAGGGGAAACCCGAAAAAGUAUGACCGCUUCAAUAAUGUUGAUGACGCUUGGACUUUGUUUAAUAAGAUGAUUGAGAAGUACCCAAAGCCUUCAAUUUUGGAGUUCACUAAACUAUUAGCAGCCAUUGUUAGAAUGAAACAUUAUGCCAUUGUUGUUUCUAUGUUUAGCCGAAUGGAAUUAUUAGGAGUUUCCCAUAACGUCUAUUCUUUGAACAUCUUGAUUAAUACCUUUUGUCAGUUAAAUCAAAUUGAUUUAGGGUUUUCUGUUUUGGGGAAGAUGUUGAAGUUAGGGAUUGAACCUGAUGUUGUAACUUUGUCUACUUUGAUUAAUGGAUUUUGUAAGCAAAGUAAGAUUUCUCAAGCUGUGUGUUUGUUUGAUGAAAUGGUUGAAAAAGGGUAUCAACCUAAUUUAAUUGUUUACAAUACAAUACUUAAUGGAUUGUGUAAGACUGGAAAUACUUAUAGAGCUAUUACGUUUCUAAGGAUGAUGGAAGAAAGAGGUUUUGGACCGAAUAUUGUAGCAUAUAGUAGUGUCGUUGACUGUCUCUGUAAAAACGGGUUGUUAAACGAGGCUCUCGAGCUCUUUUCUAAAGUGAAGGCUAAGGGCAUUAGACCGGAUAUUGUUAUUUACAAUUGCUUAAUUCAUGGUAUGUGUAAUUCAGGUCAGCAUAAGGAGGCAACAAGGCUUUUGAAUGAAAUGGUGGAUAACAAUAUUUCACUUAGUAUUUUCACCUAUACUAUAUUGGUUGAUGCAUAUUGCAAAGAAGGAACGAUUUCUGAAGCUGAAGCUAUUGUUGACACGAUGAGAAAGCAAGGCAUUGAACCUAAAGUUGUUACCUAUAAUGCAUUGAUAAACGGCUAUUGCUUGCAAAACAAAAUGGAUAAAACUAGAAGAGUGUUUCAGUUGAUGAUCAAGAAGGGUUGUGCACCUAAUAUACUUAGUUACAACAUCAUGAUCAAUGGACAUUGUAAAGCUAAAAGGUUAGACAAAGCAAUGGAACUCUUUCAUGAAAUAUCUCAAACAGGACUAAUCCCGGAUACUGUCACAUACAGCACUCUUAUGCAAGGUAUGUGUCAAUUAGGGAGAGUUUCUACGGCAUGUGAACUUUUGAAAAAGAUGGUUGCUUCUGGACAAGUUCCAGACCUGGUGACCUGUUCGAUUUUGCUAGAUGGUUUUUGCAAAAGUGGUAAACUCGAAGAGGCAUUGAAAUUUUUUCAAGCAAUGCGGAACAGUGGGGUGGAACUCAAUAUUGUUUCUUACAGUAUCCUAAUUGAUGGCUUGUGCAAAACUGGGCAUAUCAAAGUUGCAAAGGAAUUAUUUUGUGAACUCUCAAUCAAUGGUUUAAAACCAAAUGUUUACGCGUAUGCUAUAAUGAUUAAUGGGUUCUGUAAAGAGGGAUUGCCAGAUGAAGCAUACCAGUUGUUUAGGAGCAUGGAAGAUAAUGAUUGUUUGCCUAAUAGCUGCUGUUAUAAUGUAAUGAUCCAAGGGUUUUUUCGAAACGGCUAUACCUCAGAGGCAACACAACUUCUUACAGAAAUGGUCAGUAAGGGCUUUUCUGCAAAUUUAUGGACUGCCACCUUAUUUGUGGAUCUCAUCAUACGAUCUAAUAAAUCAAUUUUGAUCUGAAAUGUUGUACAACAUGUUUCACUUUUCACCCGUGAUCUUUUUGAGAAGAUUUUCUUCUCAGACAUUUGAAGUGAGAAUCUUGUUGACGGUACUGUUUAAAACCCAAAAACUUGGGGAGGGGGGGAGGGAAAUUGUGGAAACUAUAUCCCCUUUGCAGCUGUAAUCGGAGCCUCCGCCUUUAUUCAUUAAGAUGGCUGUUUCCUGCCAAGCAGAGCUUGUAUUUGCACUGAUGAACAUACAGGGGUGAAUCCUCAACAGUUCACUGGCAAAAGGCUCGAAGAAAACUCAACACUUCACUGCAAAGUGCUGAGGCAAGUGGCUGGUCCCAAUCGGCACCUCCAGCUGGUACUACUUUGAGUCUCUUUCCUUAACAUGAUGACUUGGCACAGUAUUGCUUAGGGAGGUAAACAUUACUUCUAAUGUUUAGUGGGUUUUUGAGACAAUAGUUAGCAUUAACUUGUUUGGUGCUACAUCUAUGCAAGUUUUGCUUUCCGGAUUAAGCUCGUUUGGUUGCCAAUGUUGUGCUCUUCUGCCAAGCCUCUGUCUGCUGCUAACAGCAUAAAAUAAGCUGGCUAUGAACCCAAUUCUCGCCGUCCUCCUAUCGCCCUUCACCGGAUUUGGUAUUGCAAUUAGUACAAGUUCUCUUCUUGUGGAAUACCUCAGAUAGAGAAUAAGAAGACAAACACAACCACAACCACGAUGACGGAACCGUGCUUGCAGAACUGACCAGCAAAGGCAACCACAAGACCGACGGCCAAGGCAGUAAGAAACCAUUACAAUUCAUUUUUGUCUUAAUUUUCAGUUUGCAUAGUAUUUCUUUUAGGCUCCGUUUGUUUCACUGAAAAUGGCUUCCGAAAAAUGAUUUCAGAAAAAUGACUUACUUUUCUGUAAAAGCUAAUAUUUUCUGGUGUUUGGAUGAAUCUGUGUAAAAUAUUUUCUUUUGUUUGGCAGGUUCUUUAAAAA